Messenger RNA from Trichoderma aggressivum f. europaeum, 1191 nucleotides. RefSeq lists its product as uncharacterized. Bases 1 to 1191 code for a protein of 396 amino acids. The record is from RefSeq and is a predicted model, not a curated record. The transcript has a single exon. Lineage: Eukaryota; Fungi; Ascomycota; Sordariomycetes; Hypocreales; Hypocreaceae.
AUGAUGGCUCCAAACAAAAGACCACUCGCUAGUACCAACGGCUGUCCUGCAUUGCCGUUGCUUGCAAAUGACAAAGAUAUGCCAGUUGACCUCAGCCUGGUCUCUCUAUUCGAGGGCCUUGCCAAAGUUUCAUCGACCACCAAGCCAGAUCCCGGUAGUCUCGGCCGCAAAGAUCCAGAACUUCGCCGGUUGCUUUCACUUAAGAGGUCUUACGCGCCCCGAGAAGUCCAGCCCACAGAGAAUUCUUACACAAAGAUUGGCGCCGGUGCUUGCGGCGUUGUUCUUGCACAGGAGAAGAGUUCCUCUGUUAUUAAAUUAGCCAAGAACGAUCACAUGUCCCUCUGGAACGAUUUCCACAUGCACCGCUCGAUCGAAAGACAUUUUCAAAACUGGGAGUUUACAGAAGUUCGAAUUCCUUGCUGCUAUUACUAUUCCCCAAAAGAGAACAACCUCUAUUUCAAGAACCGCCCAGAGGUAGCCCAGGCGGCUCAAGAUUUGUGCCAUGUACCCACCAGCGUCCUCGUCACACAGAGGAUCGCUCCGUUACCUGAACGUGCUCGAAAUUUGCUGAUUGAAAAGUAUUGCGCGCCACGGAUCAAAGAGGCCGCGCUUAGAGAUGCGUCGAACAAGGAGUGCUUGGUGAGAGUGUACCUCGGUUCACUAGAGGGCAAAAGCGAAAGACUCUUCUUCUCUUUGCGAAACUUCAAGCUUCAUCUCAACCAGAUGGCGGACCUACAAUUGGACAUCAAGAUGAUGGCCGGCAGGAUAGGCGUAGCUAUGGCGCUUAUGCAUUGGGCGGCUGAGACUGACGCUCGCGAUGUCGAAUUUGUGCUCGGCAGUGAUCCAAUGAGGCCAGCACUUACAAUGAUCAGCACAGAGCUAUGGGUUCUAGAUUUUAACCAAGUUCAGCCGAUUACCAAGGAUGAAGCCGGGGUGUCAAAAGCCGUUGAAGCGGCCGGGAUUAACGACCCGUAUCUUCCAAAGCCUCUUGGGACAUCUCCAAUCGAGAGACAGGCUUGGAAUGCAUUCGCGGGCAAUUACAUCAGGGCGGCUGAUAUUAUUCUGGAAGACAAGGACCAAAAACUGCUGCUGAAGUUGCCUCGAAUGUUUAUUCGAGGGCUUAUUGAGCUACAGAAAUCAAAGAAGGGGGCAAAGAAGCUGGUGGAAGAAGAAGGGAAUAAACCAUCCUGA